CACACAGCCAGUCAGUCUUCCCUAAGCUUUCCUUGCACACGCACACAAGUAAGCAAGGCAUGGGCGGCCUGGCGUGGGUGGACCGUGUGGGCGUGGUGGUGGUGGUGGUGGUGGUGGUGUGCGCGAGCGUGGGCGUGCAUGCAAUCGCCAGACACCCAUUAGCAGAGCAACCGGCAGAAGAUGCGGAGGAGGUGGGAGGAGGAGGAGGAGGAGGAGGAGGAGGAGGAGGAGGAGGAGAAGGAGGAGAACUGGAGGGGAAGUGGAAGAGCCUCAGAACAAGAUUGGAUUCAUUCUACCCUGGCGGCGGAGGGUACCACGGGUGUUCGUGCGCUGACCUGGCGGCGUUGGCUGCUCAGAUCACAGUGUUCGAGCAGGAGGUGAAGAGUGUGGCGGUGCUGGAGAAGAAACUGGAGCUGGUAGUGAGGGCCAUCAAACAACUAGGCGCCUGGGUCAAUGUUGGUGUGCGCGGCCCCCGUGGUCCAGAGGGCGAGGCGGGCACCCCUGGACCGCCGGGACCCAUGGGCGACACAGGUGACCCCGGGGCGGACACAGAGCAGAAAAGGAAUGGGGUACCCGGGCCCCCAGGACACCCCGGCAGCCCAGGGCCCCAGGGUCUGAAGGGGGAUAAAGGGGACUGCAUUAAGGGCGCCAAGGGGACCAUGGGGAAGAAGGGCGACCCCGGGGUGGGCCCACGUGGCAGGAGGGGGUCACCGGGGCCCUCUGGGGAUGCUGGGGAGCCCGCUACGGAACUGGGCUCUUAAGAAUGUUGCCGUACUACUACUACUACUACUACUACUACUACUACUACUACUACUACUACUACUACUACUACUACUACUACUACUACUACUACUACUGCUGCUACUACUGCUACUACUACACCACAACUACUACUACUACUACUACUACUACUACAUCUCCCUACCACUGGGGCAUAUUUACCUAUGAAAGUGUUUACCCUGGGGGGCUCUUAACACUUACCCUGGGAGAAUUUACCCUUAGCUCUCUCUCUCUCUCUCUCUCUCUCUCUCUGCUGUGUUAGUGAAAUGCAUCAAGAUUAUUUGUAUUAUUACCAUUAUUAUCUCAGUUGUAAUCGUUAGUAAUCGUGUCCAAAGCCCAAGUGUAAUUCCUGCCUGUAAUUCAAGAUAAUGCUGUAAUUCUACUCUUAAAAUUAUUUGUAUU
Molecule: messenger RNA, 1182 nt
Organism: Portunus trituberculatus (swimming crab)
Lineage: Eukaryota; Metazoa; Arthropoda; Malacostraca; Decapoda; Portunidae
Product: collectin-12-like
Exons: 5
Coding region: 60-761 (233 amino acids)
Source: RefSeq, a predicted model, not a curated record